Ceutorhynchus assimilis (cabbage seed weevil) is the source of this 798-nucleotide messenger RNA. The record is from the annotation of a GenBank genome assembly. Lineage: Eukaryota; Metazoa; Arthropoda; Insecta; Coleoptera; Curculionidae.
CCCCCGUGUGAUUAUUAAUCAAAUAAAAUGCAAAAUCUUUUGGGCAAAUAUUUGUAACAAUAUUUCGGGUAUAAAUAGGCCAAAAGAAACUAGGCUAAUCAUCACAUCAGUAAGAAUUUUGACUAAACAAUACUAGCAUCAUGAUGAAAUUCUUAGUAGUUUUCGCUAUUUUGGCUGUUGGCACUCAAGCCAAAACAUUGCAACUCGUUAACGGUAGAUCUUCUGGGAUCCAAGUCAAUGUGGGCAAUGAUCUUGUUUCAUUGGUAGCUAAUGGUGGGACUGUCCUAGAACUAGAAGACAAUUGGUCAGGUACAAUUACAGCCGUACCAGAAAAUGCUGAAGACACUACUGGACCAAAAACCAAAUUGCAACUUAGCCUUGGAGCCAGUGACUCGUACAGCAUUUCUUUGGAAGAUGGUUUUAAUGUAGGCUUGAAAAUUAUCCCAGUUGGUUCAACUAAUUGUUUGGCCUCAGUUUGUGUAGCCAGCAGCAUCUUGAGAGUUUGUCCUCUACUUGGCCAAGUAACAAACAGUAAUGGUACUGUCGUGGGUUGUCAAAGUUCCCCUCUUUUGAUGGCUAAGAUUUGUCCUUUGGCUGUUGUUGAUGCUAUUACUGCUCUUAUCAAUGUCAGGACUUGUACCGAUGCUACUGGUUAUUUAGUUAUCAUUUCUUAAAUAAUUUAGCAAACCUACUUAUUUGAUUGUUGAAUUUAAAUUUGAUUGUUUAAUAAAAUUGAUUGAUUGAAUAACUGUGUUUUUAUUAAUGAGUUAAAUGCGGUAUGAAAACCACGAAUAGUUC